AUGACGCUCUACUACACUCUCGUCUUUUUGUUGUUGGUGUUUGAGAUGGCGCUGUUCAUGCUCCUGAUCAUCCCGCUCCCCUUCAACGUUAAGCGCAAGAUCUUUACCUUCAUCUCUGAGAACCCCGUCGUCGCCAAGAUUCAGUACUGGAUGAAGAUCACCUUCAUCUUUAUCCUGAUCCUCUUUAUCGACAGCGUCAACCGAGUCUACCGUGUUCAGCUUGAGCUCAUCGCCGCGUCGGAACAGUCUAAGCAGGGAGGCGCUGCCGUCAUGGGUCACGAACGUCUCGAAGUCCAAGCCCGCAAGUUCUACUCUCAGCGCAACAUGUACCUCUGCGGCUUCACCCUGUUCCUUUCGCUCAUCCUCAACCGCACCUAUGUGAUGAUCCUCGAGGUGAUGCGUCUCGAGGACAAGGUCCGCGCCUACGAGGGCACCAAGCAGAACACCAAGGAGAGCGAGAAGCUUGCCGUCGCUGGCAAGCCCGGCGAGCUCGCCCGUCUCCGGGAGGAGCUUGAGAAGAAGGAGCAGGACCUGCAGAACCUUAAGAAGCAGAGCACUCAGCUUCACAAGAGCUACGACGAGCUUAGCGACAAGUAUGCUGCCACUCAGCAGACUGGUGAGGAUAAGAAGGGUAUCUAA
Molecule: messenger RNA, 639 nt
Organism: Fusarium keratoplasticum
Lineage: Eukaryota; Fungi; Ascomycota; Sordariomycetes; Hypocreales; Nectriaceae
Product: Endoplasmic reticulum transmembrane protein
Exons: 4
Coding region: 1-639 (212 amino acids)
Biological process (GO): endoplasmic reticulum to Golgi vesicle-mediated transport; intracellular protein transport
Cellular component (GO): endoplasmic reticulum membrane; endoplasmic reticulum
Source: RefSeq, a predicted model, not a curated record